GCGGGGAGGGGAGGGGAGGCUUGGCCCUCCUCCUUCCCUUCCUUCAAUGUUGGUGGUGGCUUGGCUCUCUAGUCUUCAACUCCUUACACCUUGACUGCCCUACCCGCCUACCCACGGCGUAGGCACCGAACCAAGGCCAAACACGCACUGGCACACGCACGCACGCAAGAGUAUGGAGAUGGCAUCAUGGCGUGGCGUGCUCUUGCGCUCUGCCCAGCGCAGCUCUUUGCUCUGCGCUCUCUAGCCUCAGCGAACGGACACGCAAAGAUAAGCAGAGGGCAGAGGAGGGGGGAAACACACGGACGGGCACCGAACACACACUCCUACUUACAACCAACGGCGGUGCGCGUGCGCGGCCAAGGGCAGGGCAGGGCGUGGCAGGUCAGGGCAGCAAAGCGCCAGGCGGGCAUGAUUCCUCUGCCCGCCCGUCCGCAGCAGCAAGCAGCAACAACAACAACAACAACAAAAACACCAAAUCCAACCACGGCCACGACCACAGCCGCGCGCCCGCCAAGCCCGAGACGUCGGCGCGCGCGAGCCUCAUGGCGCGGCGCACACACGCGCCACGCUUUCGCUGCCCCGCCCCGGCGCGCGUGCGUGCGUGCGCGGGGUGCACGCCCUUUUUGCAUCAGCCUCGUCAGGGCUCCACCACCGCUCUCCACAGUUGCAAGCUGCGUGCCUGCGUGCCUGCACGCUGCAGCUCGCAGCUCCCUAGCUAGCUAGCUAGCUAGCGUAGCGUAGCGUAGCGUAGCCGCAACGAGGCAGGGAGCCGCACUCGUUCGUUCGUUCGUUCGUUCGUCGUCCUGCGCUGCUCCAUGCUGCUGCUUCCGUCCUUCGGGGCAUAUCGUCCGGAUCGGCCCACCCACUCACUCACUGCCCAGUGCCCGCCGUAUGCGCGCGAGUAGCGAGCUCGCCCGCCCGCCCGCAAGCAAGCAAGCAAGCACAUGGCGAGUAGUGGCGACGAGGGAGCGCCGAAGAGUGGGCGUCCCUGUAUGCAUGCCUGCAGGCACUCACGCACUCACUGGCUGAGA
Aplosporella prunicola CBS 121167 is the source of this 1031-nucleotide messenger RNA. RefSeq lists its product as uncharacterized. Bases 187 to 723 code for a protein of 178 amino acids. The record is from RefSeq and is a predicted model, not a curated record. NCBI's taxonomy places the organism in Eukaryota, Fungi, Ascomycota, Dothideomycetes, Botryosphaeriales, Aplosporellaceae. The transcript has a single exon.